UUCUCAAACAGCCACACUUCCACGUCGCGUCUUUUCCUUUCAUGCACAUUACACACCUGGAGCUCUGCCUCUUGCCAUGUUUGGCUUAGCUAAGCUACAACAGCACCCUCACACACUCUCUCUCUCUCUCUCUCUCUCUCAGUCAGAGACUCUCAAAGACAUGGAAGCUACUUACCCCAACUCAACAUUCACCGACCCACCGCGGCUGCCGCCAGAGACACCAACAUUUGAUGAAGAUGAUGAAUAUGGCUUACCAAAACCAACAGAUUGGUUCUCAAAGCUUGCGUCUUUACAAAUCGACUUGAUUUACAACUGCUUUGCCACUCUCUCCGCUCCCAUUUUCUCCCUCCUGUCCGCCGCUUCCGAGUCCUACCACCAAGCCGAGAAGGCCAAAGAAACCGUCGAAACUGUCGUCCACCAGGUCCCCUCCACCAUCACCUACGGCAGCGCCCUCCUCCUCAAGAAGAUCGGAUUCGGGCUUCUCGGGGCCGCUUAUGUCUUCAUGGUUUUGGUCAUGGUUUUGCUUUUAUCCGCUCUUUUCGGAAUUGGGUUGGUGAAUCUUUGGGUGGAGGAGCCGGUGUCGUCAGGGAAGGGCUGCACUUCGAUUACACGGAGCCUCAUCCGACGGCUGUCUUUGCUUUUGAUUCUGCUGAUGAUAUUUACCGACAUAAGAGUUCAUAUUCUAGGAAGUAUGUGAGGGGAAUUCCUGUUGGACACACUUUUGAUGUCUCUUUGGUGCUUUUGAUGCCUGAAUCUGAUUUCAAUAGGGACAUUGGUGUCUUUCAGUUGAGUGCAGAACAAUUGUCAGUGAACGGUGAUGUAAUUACAAGAUCAAGCCAGCCCUGCAUGCUGCGAUUUAGAAGCUUCCCGGUUCGACUCACACGAACAUUUCUGAUGGGAGUUCCUCUGCUGCUAGGAAUCUCUGGUGAAACCCAGAAGCUAACGGUCCAAAUAAUCAAGAACAAGGAAGGGCAUUAUCCAAGAACUCAAGCCAUAAGAGUAACUUUGAUUCCAAGGGCCGGAACGUCGUACAUUCCACAGUUGUACGAAGCUGAAAUUGUGAUGAACUCCCAGCUUCCUUGGACUAAACAAUUGGUGCGCAGCUGGAAGUGGACAUUCUACGUCUGGACCUCUCUAUACAUUUAUGUUAUGUUCCUCGUACUUCUCAUGAUUUGUUGCAGGCCACUCUUCUUUCCCAUGACGAUGAUCAGUGCCGGUACUGCCGCAACCCCAGCAGCAGGGGACGUCGCUGAGGUGCCGAGUUAUAGCAGUAACAGAGAAUCAUCCUCUGCAGAGCGGAGGCGACGUGCUAGGGGAUCACGAGCCAUAUCUAGAGAUGACGAGAGCGAGGAUGUUCAAGAGCUGCUAAGAAAAUGGAAACGAAGCAGAAGCAAAAGCAAGGCAAUCUACUUGCAACCUGGGGAUUUGAAUUUGCCAGAAACUGUUGGCUCAUCUGGACCCUCAACGAUCAGCAUUACAAGAGACGAUGCAAGCGUUGCUGCUCCCGAAGAAGUCGGGGACUCGGAAUCGGUCUGUUUAUAAGGCGAUGUAAACCGUGUAAAAAA
Molecule: messenger RNA, 1565 nt
Organism: Malus domestica (apple)
Lineage: Eukaryota; Viridiplantae; Streptophyta; Magnoliopsida; Rosales; Rosaceae
Product: seipin-1
Biological process (GO): lipid storage; lipid droplet organization
Cellular component (GO): endoplasmic reticulum membrane
Source: RefSeq, a predicted model, not a curated record